UGUAAAAUGUCUACCGAAGUGUCGUGGACGCGAUGCUUAAUUUGAAAAAUCACUGUUACUUGCGGCGCCCUUCUUGCUUGGUAUCAACAACUGUUUAUAAAGGUCUUGCAAGCUACGUUUUUGACUUUUGUAAAGCCCACAUCUAUGGCAUACUUCGUGCAGUUUGACCCUGCUAUGAACAAAUGCAUUUUUGUUUCAACGAGGAACAGAACUUCGAAGGAAGGGGAUGUGAGCUCAGUUGUUUACCAAUGACAGCAUUUGAUGGAUCAUUUACUCAAGGACUGCGUAGAAAAGGUGUAUCCGGUCGGUUCUAGAGCGAAAAAAUGCAUAUUUGUCUUGCUAGCUUACAUAAAUGUCCAGUCCUCCUUUAGAUGAAUUACUAUCACUAUUCAGACUGUGGUUUUGCCGCUCGGUGAGGAAACUUUACUGGAUUAUAGCGUGAUUAUCCUCCUUAGAAAUGCAACGAGCCUCAGCAACCAAACGUCCUCGAUGCUAUAUCGUUGAUUAGCUGUCGCAUUCACCUUCAUUUACGGAUCUAACUCUUGACGUGUAAGUUGUUUAUAUGGAUUCUGGGAUAGUUCACUCAUUGAACCACAACUGAACAAGCAUCACAAGAGAGAUUUGAUCGUGACAUCUGUCAGUGACUCCACAACUCGCAGAUCCAAGAAGAAACUACCUAACAUCCCUCCUGAGGAAUUAGCACUGCAUGGAAAUGGAGGAUCAUGGGAAGGUGUUGGUAAACCUCAUGAUUUGCCACCUGAAGUGCAGGUGUAAUUUAUCAGACAUGUGCAUAAAAGAUCUCAUUCAUUGACAGGGCUGGGUAUGACUGAGUUUGAAAAAAAGUUGCAGGCUGAAGCUGAAAAGAAAAAUGUGAAGCCAAAACCUUUACUUGAGCAAAGUUUAGCAGCACCAAAACAGAAGCAGUUGAUUGGAAACAAAGAUGAGAGGACAACAUUUGCACUUUCUUUGCCAUCAACUCCAGGGUAGCCAUCAAAAUGCCAAUACCACCAACAUCUCUGUAAUUCAGACAAACAGGUGUGACCAACCAAAAUGUGGCAGACUUGUAGACAUUCUUGGUUGCAUGUGGCAAUGAAAAAUCAUGUGUCUUACAAAAGCUACUUUGUUUGUGCAAUUUGUAACUCUGGCUAAACCACUUUCAUUACUGCUAUGUUCCAGACCACAAAAAAUUCUACUGCAUUCUACACUAUCAGGAUAUUGAGAAUGCCUGCAGGUUUGGAUUAGGAGAAGAUAUUUGGCAUGCAAUGGGUAUAGGACCAGGAGUACAACAGCAGUUUGAAUUUACACCAGGUUAUGGACUUCAAAUUUUUAUUUUUGCAGAAGUCACUACAUGUUUUGAAGCUCCUUUUAAAGAGUGAUAUUCCUUAUGUGGCUUCAAGAAUGUAUUGAUUUUGCACAAAUUUGGAAGGAAUUACAAAAUCAGAAAGUGGUAGUGUUUUAUCCAAGGCUACAAAGAUCUUGUAUGAAUGCAAAAGGAAAAACAGAGGGAACUGAGAAAGGUUAUCAGUACCCAGAGCUAUUUUUGGAAGUCUUUCCAUGGGAUAACCCCACCCUCACCCUACAGAUAUGCCAGGUUGGAGACACUGUAGACUCCUCACUUCAGUCAACAGCAGAUCGAAGUCUUGCUCCAUUUACUGGAAUGAGUUUGCGUUCGCAAACAGACUCAACUACAAUAUCAGCACUGUUUGAUUCCAACACUACUGUUUCAGAGAUGAAAUCUUCUAGGGGAGUAAUGGAUGUGUUCUAAGGACUUGAUCUUUCAAGUGGGAGUGACACCUUUAGAAGAAAACAAUACUACAAAUCAAAGAGAUAAAGGGUACUAAAUCUGACUUAGAUGAUUUGUUUUCCGUUAAAGAGGAUAUCACAUGAUCAACCCCCGUCAAACAAGCUAACGCCCAAGAAGCCGCCAAGGACAGCGUGACAGAUCUGUUUGAUCCAUUGCUAACGGACAGUAACUUCAGAAUGCUGUUGGAAAUCAUGUCACGCAAUCCAAUUUGGCUUCAAUUACUGAAGCAAGAGAGAAUUACUAUUUGAAUUCAAAGACAAACGUUCUAAGGGAUCCCCAACUUGUGAGCUACGGCAACAGUUUAAUAUCACCUUAGGACGGCAAUUUACGUUCAACAAACUUUUUGAGUGUAAAUAGCGCCGGCUCUGUCUCAGUAAAGUAGAAGGGGUUCACAAAUUUUCGGGAAUGUGGACGAAUUGUCACACAACAGAACUACACAACCAAAUGUCACGUUACCUGCCAGCGGACCACAAAGAGCACGACAGCUAUACAAAAUUAUACAAUUUCCUUUUAACUCCCAUCCAGUUCUUCAAUCGCCUGUUAUGUGUGACCCGUCUACAAUCCCUUUAAGACUUCCAAAACAGUCGAGUCAAAAAACUGGGUUUAGUUUUGUCGGAAAAUCCGGUAAAGCAGAUGCGUUUAGUUUUGUCCAAGAUGAGAUGGAAGCAAGAAAAUGAAUUUAUGAGUAAAAUAAUUUUGUCACUGAAAAUGAUUUAUUAAGGACAAAACUUUUAUUUGACAAAGACGUAAUAACAACAGUAGAAUGCAUCAAAGAUGCCUAAAGACAAGAAAGAAAUGAAAGUAGUUUAUUUAAAGUGAGAAUUGAAGACAGUCGAUUUUGUUUUAUAUCAUAAGUCAUGUUUGAAUUAAAUUUAUUCUGAAGCCUUUUAAAAUGCCUUAUGAAUAAUAUCUAGUUUUUGCAAUGAUGGAGGGAAAUAUUGUCAACACUCCUUGACGCCCUUUACAUGUAGCGCUUGCCUUCCACUCACGCGAAAGGGCCGUCCGGCCAAUUAUCUAAUUAACGUACUUCCGAAGUUGUAAAUUCAACCUUUUAUUUCUCGCCCGGAUAAAAAUCGCUUUUAUUAUUUAAUAUCUGGAAAUGCCAUCUUAUGAUAUCAAAUACUAUUUACUGUAAAAUCUCCUUUUCAUCUGCUAUCAGUCACAGAAAGGAACGGAACAAGAGCCAUAAAUAACCAUGCUACUUCUUGUGUUACUUACAUCCGCUCCAA
Pocillopora verrucosa is the source of this 3033-nucleotide messenger RNA. NCBI's taxonomy places the organism in Eukaryota, Metazoa, Cnidaria, Anthozoa, Scleractinia, Pocilloporidae. The record is from RefSeq and is a predicted model, not a curated record.